UCUGCAACGGGCUAUCCGACAGCCAAGUCCAUAUAAAAGCAAUCUGGGCACCCAACGAAUAGCAUUUACAAUCAUGCAAACGCAGUCAUGCCUGUUACACUCCGCCGGCGCCUGGACUGUCACUACUGCGGACGCAGAUCGAAACUGCCAGCGGGGAAGAAGCCUGGUCGCAAGUUUCAAUGCGAGCACUGCCUUGCCGUCAAUUUCUUCGACGAGAAUGGCGAGAUAGCAGAUGUCCCCUUGGACGAAGCUGCCCCUGCUCAGCGCUUCGCCCAACCCGUCCCCGCAAAUCCUCUCCCCGACGACUCUGCCCCCCAAAACUCAGUAUUCUGUUCGACAUGCCUCAAGAACCAGCAGCUAUACACCUACAACCUUUCCCAGUUCCUCCCAGAUCCUGACCACCCCGAGUACGAGAAACUCGAGGCCCAACUUCCAGAGUACAAGAAAGGACUCGAACAGCGCUACCCCCAGUGUUGUGCCAGGUGCGAGCCUAAAGUCAGAGCGCAGUUGCACAAGGCUACCUACAACGCCAGAAGCGACCACCUUCGACGGGUCCUGGAAAGAUCACGACAAAGAAGAGUCGCCAGUCGAUGGGGGUGGAGAAGCCUUCUUCUCAAUGCAGCCGGAUUGGGCUAUACCGUCAGUCUGGCUUUGCAAGUCCUUUGGCAUCUUUAUGGCUCUCAAGUGGUCGGCGUUUCGUUGAAUCUGGAACUCCGACCUGCUGAGUGUUUCUCCCAAUGGCGCCCUUUGCCCGAGUGUUUAGAAAUGAUGGAGCCCCUCGUGGGACUCUCUUUGGUGCUUGGACUGCUUUGCAUCUGGUGGAAUCCAAAGUGGCGGCACAAGUUGUCUAACAAUGAGUGGCGAUUGUCAGGCCUGAAUGAGUAUUAUCUGGCACAGUUUUUCCUCCUGGGGCUGAGAUUCAGUGCUUGGAUAGUCUUGUUUCACGUCCCUAUCUCAUUGCGGAUGAAAGCAAUUCUGCAUGCUUGUUUCGCGGUUGCCAUCACAGUGUUUGCAGGAUGGUCGAUUUUGGGGAUUACGACAGUCAGGACUGGCCCUCAAAUCAACUGGCACGAUGAUCCAGCCCCUUUGCUGUCGAGCAGCCAAUUCGUACCUCCACCCCCUUCUGAACAACCAGAGACACAGCGACCACCGAAUCAGCCGUUCAACAUCGAAAAUCUGGCAACACCUGGACGACCAGCUUACCAGGCAUGGAAUCCUCCCACUCCUCCGCCGGACAAUGCGGAAGCAAUGGACUGGACACCCUCUCAGCCCACAUUCCAACCGGACCUCAAGCAGAUUCGGUAUAUGGCAACCGACCCCACGCCCUUCUACGGAACAAUACCAGCAUUAAACGCAAAGGGAGUUCUCAAAAACCAAAAUCAAGGGCGAACGGGUAGAGAGGCCAUAGGUCUCCCACCAGGAUUUUUCGAAAAGUCGCAGAAGUCGUUAUUUCCUCCUCGUCAAACUGAAACCGCUAGCGAAGCCAUAGCACAACCAAAGUUCUUCGGUCACGAUCGACAAGUUGAUACGGGGCUGGAAAACAUCUUCGACACAGUCUUCUCUCUUCAGGAUUCGUCCUUGGAUCAACCUGAGUCUGGUUCCACUUCGGAUGCGAAGGUUUCCAGAGCUGCACCUACGAAAGAAGCCGGUCGCCAGCAGCCAGACGAGCGUGGAUAUCUGCCGGCGCUAAGGCUCUUCAGCUGCUUGUCGAUUCUCUCACUCGUAGUAGGCUUGGCCGCGUGGAUCUUUGAAGCUGCUAUCAGGACCAAGACUUCCCAACUAGGCUACUACACCGUCCUUCUCAGUGUGGUUAUACCGUUUGGUCACAUCAUAAUCAUUCUUUGUUUGAAUGGUAUCCAAGGCCAAACCUCCAAGAUAUGUCUGUAUCUGUUCGAAGCAACCAUGUUGAUGGAGGUUGCCAUGGUCCAGGGCCGAUUUGGAGACCUCUUCCGGAACCUUUGGGACAAGCUUGCCAUUGCGGUCGUCGCUCUGUUGCUCCCUCAGGAGUUUCUGGCACUGACUAGUUACAACUGGACAUCUCAACGUCGCCAUUCGACCGCCUCACACCAAUACGUCCCACUACAGUCGUUCCCUGAACCGCAGGCACAGAAGUCCAUCAAUCCACCCCCCAGUGCUGUUGCCCCACCAAUGCCUCAGCUUCCACGAACAAAUUCGAGCGAAUCAAUCGAAACUCAACUGUCGAUACCGACCACUACUGACGCCGGGCCAUGGGAGACCCCGCGAGCGGAAAACUAUCGAUUUGAUUACUUUGAUCCAUCCAAGUCUCCGUCAGCGGUAGCGAGCACAAGGUCGUCAGUAAAGCGGAACCGCCAACCACAAAGCCUGGAUCAAAACUUAAUGGGCAUCGAUGGUCUAUCGUUGGAUAGGGACAACAGGAUCUCACGGGAUGAGAGCACAGGCGUCUCGGCUACGCUGAGUCGGAUGGGUCUUGGGUCUUCGUCUGGGUCAAGCAUCGCGGGACCAAGGGCGAGACGGAAAUUUUGACGGCUACUUUGUUCCGGAGCGAGACUGUGUAUGGAGUUAUCACGUUUAUGUUUGGAGGCAUUCUCAUUGUGUGUGGUAUAUUAGAGCAUAAAAGGAUUGGAAAGCAGAAAGCGGCAGGCAGGGCCUCGUAUUGCAUUAGCGUUGCAUAUUAUGAACUUGUUCUCAUUUCAAGACCCAUAAAUUUGGCAUUCUU
Molecule: messenger RNA, 2698 nt
Organism: Cladophialophora immunda
Lineage: Eukaryota; Fungi; Ascomycota; Eurotiomycetes; Chaetothyriales; Herpotrichiellaceae
Exons: 2
Coding region: 88-2505 (805 amino acids)
Biological process (GO): nuclear inner membrane organization
Cellular component (GO): chromosome, centromeric core domain; microtubule organizing center attachment site; nuclear inner membrane
Source: RefSeq, a predicted model, not a curated record